This is a messenger RNA of Caenorhabditis remanei, 240 nucleotides long. RefSeq lists its product as uncharacterized. The transcript has a single exon. The coding region runs from base 1 to 240 and encodes 79 amino acids. The record is from RefSeq and is a predicted model, not a curated record. Lineage: Eukaryota; Metazoa; Nematoda; Chromadorea; Rhabditida; Rhabditidae.
AUGGGUCUGGUGGAACCACAUUGGAUUCGUGGACUACUUGCGGUUGUUGAUAAUGAAAGUUAUGUUGUGGUGGUUGAUAUUGUUGGUGUGGAUGGUGAUAAGCGACAUAUUGAUCCGGACGAUAUUGGAAUUGUGAUUGUUGAGUUGGAUACAUUUCAUUAUAAUGCAAAAAUUGAGAAUUUGUUUCAUUCAUGUAGGAUGUUGGUUGAUAGCCAUGGUGUCUGUAUGCAUGAACCGUAG